GCAAAAAGCUUUUAAAUGUUAUUAACCUUGACAUGUCUUUGUGUCUUCUUGCAGAGAGUGAGCGAGAAGGUUGGGGGAGCAGAGGGGACGAAACAUGAUGAUGACUUCACUGAAAUGGAAAAGAAGGUGGACACCACCAGUAGGGCGGUGAUGGACAUUAUGACCAAGACCACAGAGUAUCUGCAGCCCAACCCAGCCUCCAGAGCCAAGAUGACCAUGAUCAACUCCAUGUCUAAGAUGCGUGGCCAGGAGAAGGGUCUGGGCUACAUCCAGACCGAGACCGUCCUGGGAGAGUCCAUGCAGAAGUUUGGCAGGGAGCUCGGGGAAGAGUCCAACUUUGGCCUGGCUCUGAUCGAUGCUGGGGAGUCCAUGCGUGAGCUGGGGGAGGUGAAGGACGCUCUAGACAUGGAGGUCAAGCAGAACUUCCUGGACCCGCUGCAGACCCUCCACGACAAAGACCUCAAGGAGAUUGCGGUGAGACUGGAUUUAUUCAUUUUAUUUUAUAUUUCAUGCAACAUUGAGACCCAGACAGGGGUGAAAGUAAGGCCGUCCGGUAAUACAACAUGCCCAAAAACUAUAGUUUGAGGAGAACACUUACAU
Molecule: messenger RNA, 600 nt
Organism: Salvelinus fontinalis (brook trout)
Lineage: Eukaryota; Metazoa; Chordata; Actinopteri; Salmoniformes; Salmonidae
Product: endophilin-A1-like
Exons: 4
Coding region: 16-585 (189 amino acids)
Cellular component (GO): cytoplasm
Molecular function (GO): protein binding
Source: RefSeq, a predicted model, not a curated record